Messenger RNA from Trichoderma gamsii, 687 nucleotides. RefSeq lists its product as hypothetical. The record is from RefSeq and is a predicted model, not a curated record. The transcript has a single exon. Lineage: Eukaryota; Fungi; Ascomycota; Sordariomycetes; Hypocreales; Hypocreaceae. Bases 1 to 687 code for a protein of 228 amino acids.
AUGGCAACCAAUCGCGGCCCCCCCUCCGAGGCAGAGGUCAAAGCCCGCAUCAUCUCCCACAUGAACGCCCAGCACACCCGCGAACUCUCCCACUAUCUCCGCCACUACAACGGCCUCUCCCCGCGCGCCGCAGCAGCCUCUCCCGCCAUCCAGGAUCUCGACUUUGACGGAAUGACCCUCAAGACCAGCAACGGCACCACCUACAGCGUCCCCUUCUCCCCUCCCCUGACGUCCUGGGCCGAGGCGCGCGACCGCGUCAUCGCCAUGGACGAAACCGCCCGCGAGGCCCUCGGCCUCAGCAACAUUUACAUCAACGAGUACGCCGUGCAGCAAGGCUUCGACUGGGCGCCGUUCUUCGGCGUCAUCUUCUACUACUUCUGCGCCAUGGGCUUGCCGUGGCUUGAGCCGGGAAGCGUCCCGUGGGAGGUCCUCAAGGUGGUGUUUCCAGGAGGGCCUGAGUGGUUUCGGUGGAUUGUCAAGGCCAUUUUCUGGCCGGUUGUUGGGAUCCAUGUGACAGAGGCGUUUCUGCUUGACCGAUGGAGGCUGCAGAAGCACAGCGUGGCGAGGUGGUCUCGAGUGUGGUGGAUGUGGGAGGUUACUAUUUUCUGUGAGGGCUUGACAUCAUGGAAGAGAUUUGAUAGGCUGGUUGCCGAGAAGAAGGCUGAGAAGGAGGCCAAGAAGAACUGA